This is a messenger RNA of Cyprinodon tularosa, 1886 nucleotides long. RefSeq names its product high affinity immunoglobulin gamma Fc receptor I-like. The record is from RefSeq and is a predicted model, not a curated record. Bases 1 to 945 code for a protein of 314 amino acids. NCBI's taxonomy places the organism in Eukaryota, Metazoa, Chordata, Actinopteri, Cyprinodontiformes, Cyprinodontidae. Gene Ontology annotation, biological process: cell surface receptor signaling pathway. The transcript is spliced from 6 exons. Gene Ontology annotation, molecular function: transmembrane signaling receptor activity.
AUGGUUAGAAUAACAGAGAAAGGUCAAAUGAAGGACAGAUUGGAUCUCAGGGAUGUGAUGCUGCUAACCCACAGCCAGGGCCCAGUUGGUGGAGAUACGUGUCUUUACAUCAUUGGCUGCUUCAUGUUCCUGCAGCCCCUCAACCACAGAGGAAGAGGAGGGUUUUAUUCUCAGCCUCUGAACAUCUCUAUCAGAGCUCUGAGAGACACAAUGAAGGAAACAUCUGUCAGAUUUCUGCUCAUUCUGAGCUCGGUGCUGAGCUGCACAACAAACCAAGCUGCUCUGACUGUGAGUCCCAGCAGAUCUCAAUUCUUUCCUAGAGACUCUGUGUCUCUGAGCUGUGAGGAGAACAACAGCUCUGCUGGAUGGACUGUAUGGAGGAACACAACCAGAGGAACCAGGACUCAGUGUGGAUAUGGAUGGGGAAAACCAGCUGGAUCUACCUGUAACAUCAGCUGGUUGUUCAUAUCAGACAGUGGAGUUUACUGGUGUUGGUCGUCCAGAGAGGGAGCAGCCAGCAGCAGCAUCCAGCUCACUGUCACUGGUGGAUCAGUGAUCCUGCAGAGUCCUGUCCUCCCUGUGAUGGAGGGAGAUGACGUCACUCUGAGCUGUCUAACAGAGACCACUCCCUCCAACCUCCCAGCUGCUUUCUAUAAAGAUGGCUCCCUCAUCAGGACUGAGCCCAAAGGUCACAUGACCCUCCACCAUGUGACCAGCUCUGAUGAAGGCCUCUACAGGUGUAACAUCAGGGGUCAUGGAGAGUCUCCAUCCAGCUGGAUCUCUGUUGAAGCUCGUACAACCACUCCAGACCCGAUUAAUUCUUCAGCUACCUCAAAUAUUCGUAUUUUCGUUCACCUGGUUGUGUUUUGUCCCUACCUGAUCUCCACUCUACUGAUGAUAUCUUUAUAUCAACAAAAAAACACAGGAGAAGACGUGCCAAUCUGAGUGGAUAUGACCUCUUCCUCUUCUUCUCUUUUUGUCCUCUUCCUCUCAGGAUAAGGAUUGGAUGAUCUGACUUAUUUACACCAGAGAAUCACAUCUUCAUUAUUAUAUUUAGAGAUGUCUGCAUUUAUUUAGUUUUACUGAACUCAUCAAAGAUCCACUUUGUCUCAAUGGAUAAGAAAUUAGAGAUCAGAGAUUAUAAAUAUAUGGAAACCUUUCAAACUUUUAACAGAAAUAAGCUUAGUUUUUUUCAUUAUAUUCUUUUUAUACCUUUCCGUUAAUGAAAUGUGAUGUUGUAUGUUAGCAGCCUGUGGUUAUACUGUUCUAUAUCCUCAGUGGUUUUCAUAUUUCCUGUCAAUUGAUAAAAGCUGUUGUUAAACCUAAAACGUUUACUGCAGAACUUUUAGAAUAUAAAAGGUUGUUAUGUUUGCAUUUCUAUAUAGAUGCUCUAAUAAAUAAUAUGCAUUUAGAGUUCAGCUUGUCAUGUAACCUAUUUUGUUCAGGGUGAGUUUAAACACAUAGCCUACAUAGAGCAUGUUGUGUUCAUCUUAUUGAAACCACAGAAACCACCUGCUGCUGGUCUCAUUUGACCCCAAACUUUGUGCAGCAUUAAGGGUGGCUUAUAUUUGAUGCUCGUAUGUUGAAAUGAAAUGUAUGGAACACAGUGUCAAUAGCUUUUUUACUCCAUGCUGCUUUUCCCCUUGGACCCACUUUUGGGGUCAGUGCAGGGCACAGACCUGUAAGAGUAUUGAUUGUACUUUUACAAAUGUAAAAGUAAACAACAAAAAUAUCUCAAAAAUGUUCAAAGCCUCUUCAUGCUAUGGAAGACUUUUUAACCAUGUUGAUCAUGAUUAUUAUUUAAGGUCAACCUCAUAAGAUGUUUUUAUGAGGUGGCCAAAGUGGAGAUUUCACUCAACACCAUGGUUUUCCACUUAGAGUUAUGU